UUUUGCCACCCGCCUGUUAUUGACAUUUCGCAAGACACUCGUCAAAAGGCAAGAUGGCAGCAGCAGCUAUCCCCGUGAUAUUAAUGACCUUAUUUUGGGGUGUGGUGGGUAUUGUUUUGCCCAUUAUACUCCCAAAAGGUCCAAAUCGAAGUUUAAUGCAGUGUAUCCUGGUAAUAACAGCAGCAGCUUGUUGGUUAUUCUGGUUUUGUUGUUAUAUGCACCAGAUGAAUCCUCUGAUCGGUCCGCAACUCCAUACGACGACACUUAUUGCCCUAAACAAACUUUGGGAAGGCAAUUGAAAGCUCAUCUAAUUGGGGAGCACCAUCAUAUAACAGAAGCUUGUGGAAGCUUUAGUAUUAGAAAUGCAUAUUUGUUUUUGUUUUAGAGUAACGGUAGUGUGCUGUUACAUAAUAUUUAUUGUGCUGUUGUAUAUGAUGUGUCAUAGUGUAAUGUAUUCAUAAUGAAGUUUUAUGACUUGUAUAGAGACUGCAUGAUUACACAGUGUUUGUGAAUGGUUCUACAGCCACCCUACUAUACUUCAUUAAAAAAUCCAGCUUUGAAAAACUAAUCCCUACAUUAAAAACGAGAAGAGGAAAAUUCAGUAAUGUGCCCCUUCAAACACUGGUAAUGUAGCAACUUACAUUGAGAAUAUCUACCGUUUACUUGAUAUUCUCAUAUUAGGGAUGUGAAUAGAAGUUUUUGUGAAAAAUUUUCAGGAAUUAAAUCAUAUUGUUAGCUCUGAGGGAGUUUUUAUUCUCUGUUGAUAAGGGAACAAUGAUGCGUAUUCAUAUUUUAAAUCUGUAGAGUCUCUCUCUCUCUCUCUCUCUCUCUCUCUCUCUCUCUCUCUCUCUCUCUCUCUCUCUCUCUCUCUCUCUCCUUCCUUAGGUUUUUCAUGAGUGUAUUUUGAGAAUUUCUAUUCCUUAAUAAAGUUAACUUUUAGAAUAUUUUUAAUUUAAUAUUAAGAAUUACAUAAGAUUUUAUUUUGUCAUUAUGAAAUACACUCUCUAGUCAAA
Macrobrachium nipponense is the source of this 1013-nucleotide messenger RNA. Its product is annotated as V-type proton ATPase subunit e-like. The transcript is spliced from 4 exons. The record is from RefSeq and is a predicted model, not a curated record. Gene Ontology annotation, cellular component: plasma membrane proton-transporting V-type ATPase complex; proton-transporting V-type ATPase, V0 domain. Lineage: Eukaryota; Metazoa; Arthropoda; Malacostraca; Decapoda; Palaemonidae. The coding region runs from base 54 to 299 and encodes 81 amino acids. Gene Ontology annotation, molecular function: proton-transporting ATPase activity, rotational mechanism. Gene Ontology annotation, biological process: proton transmembrane transport.